This is a messenger RNA of Daphnia pulicaria, 1542 nucleotides long. RefSeq names its product acidic leucine-rich nuclear phosphoprotein 32 family member A-like (gene Mapmodulin). Gene Ontology annotation, molecular function: histone binding. Lineage: Eukaryota; Metazoa; Arthropoda; Branchiopoda; Diplostraca; Daphniidae. Gene Ontology annotation, cellular component: nucleus. The transcript is spliced from 8 exons. The coding region runs from base 54 to 866 and encodes 270 amino acids. The record is from RefSeq and is a predicted model, not a curated record.
UGCUGCUGCAAGCAUCCCAGAGAAAAACUGUGUGCCAGUCAUAGCCGGUGUAUAUGCGAGUUGGUCUUUAUCCAGACAAUUUUUUUAUUAUUGCAAAAACCACCACCACCAUGGAGAAACGAAUUGAAUUGGAAAAAAGAGGAAGGAAUCCCGAUCAGAUCACAGAAUUGAACCUGGAUAACUGUAGGAGUACAACCAUUGUUGGUUUGACAGAUGAGUUUGUGGGUCUUGAAGCUCUCAGUCUCAUCAAUGUGGGUCUCACUAGCCUAAAAGGAUUCCCCAAGCUUCCGAACUUAAGAAGGCUGGAAUUGAGUGACAACAGGAUCUCAGGUGGCUUGAAUGCUCUUAGCAGCAGCACAAAACUAACAUCACUUAACCUCAGUGGUAACAAAAUCAAAGAUCUAGACACUCUGGAGCCACUCAAAGAGUUUAAGAUGCUACGAUCAUUAGACUUGUUCAACUGUGACGUCACAACCAGAGAAGACUACAGGGAGAAAGUAUUCCAGUUUCUGCCGUCAUUAAAGUACCUUGAUGGAUAUGACUGUGAUGACCGAGAGGCUGAAGAUGAUGAACUCAAUGGCAAUGAUGAAGAUGAGGAAAGCGGUGAGGAAGCACCUGAUAAUGAAGAAGAUGAAGGAGUAGAAGAUGAAGGUGGUGAUGAAGGUGAAGAAGAAGACGAAGGAGAGGAGGUUGUGGGCUUGGAUGCUAUUUACAAAGACAACUUGGAUGAGGAAAGCGAAGGUGAAGAUUAUGAAGGGGCAGGAGAUGACAGUGACGAAGAUUUAGACGAGGAAGAGGAUGAUGGGGAAGAAGUAGAAGAAGAAGAAUCGCCAGCGCGAGGGAAAAAGCGAAAAAUGGAGGACUGAUCCGUUAAGAUAGUCCGCCCAACCUUUCUAUUUCAUUGCUGAGAAUUUUGAGAAAAAAAAGUGUUAUACGAUACAAAAAGAAAAAAAAAACAAAAGAAAAAAAAAUCAACAGGAAAAAGAAAAUGCCACGAACAGUUUGUUUGAAUGUAUCCACCCUUCGAUUGACUACUAAUGCUGGACUUGCAGAGGUUUAUGUGUAGAGAGACUGGCAUGUCGAAUCCACUCGGGAGGUUAAUCUACGAUCGUGAUGCAGUACAAUUAAGCGUCCUUAUUCUCAUGUUGUGUACACUGUAAGGAUUGAGCUUUCCUCUAUCUCCCUUCCUUCUUGACCCUUUCCCACGUCUUUUUAUUCCAGGAUUUUUUUUUAUUUUUGAUAAUGCGGAAAUGCUGCUGUUGCCAUUGUUCACGUUAUUUUCUGAAAGAAAAGCGCGCCACCUCCACUCUUUCCUCCCAAAUUAAGCUAAAAAAAACUUCUUGAGUUUCACCCUGUUCACCACACACCACCCACCUCUUAUAUCCUCCAAUUGCGUUGUCUUAUUGGAAUGUGUCUUCGAGAAUGGUAAUUCAAACUUUAUGAUGAAAAUGACUAGAUGAUGAACGUUUUUCUUCUGUUUCGGCAACCGAAAGUGUGGAGCAUUUUCAAUACAUGUUUUCCCAUUUACGAGUGGAAAAUCCA